AUGUACAGAGGACUCAAAGCCAAAAACUCAGAAGUCAAAUUCUUGCAGGAUAACAUCAAACGUGCAAGAUUGCAGCUCAUUCAAUACCUUGAUCUUGCCAAGGAGAAGUACAUUCAACAAUCGGAGCAGUACUACAAAGCGGAACGUCAAGUGACAGACACAUUAUCGUCUCUCCACGAUAAAAGAGAAGAGCUGUUUCCAAACUCGCUUUACGUUAUGACCGGAUUCCUGACAGGUGUUGUGUUCACCAGACGCAGCAAUAUUUUGGUCAGAUCUACAGUGCCAUUAUUUUGCGGGGUGGCUGCAUUCAAGUUCUUCCUUCCAUCGACAUUCUCUAACGUAGUUUUUUGGUUUGACAAUUACGAGAGAAAACACCAGCCAGAACGUUGGUCGUCCCAAAAAGAUUUGUUCAAUAAAGCAAGCAAAAUGAUCGAUCAGGCAGAUAGGCUGGCCACAGAAACCGAGUCUGUUGUUGGGAAGUAUAUAAAUGAAACCAAGAAGAUGGUGGGAACCUACGCUGGGCUUAAUGUUGAACAGAAAGUCUCCGAGAAAAGAAAUAAAUGA
Messenger RNA from Ogataea angusta, 564 nucleotides. RefSeq lists its product as uncharacterized. The record is from RefSeq and is a predicted model, not a curated record. Lineage: Eukaryota; Fungi; Ascomycota; Pichiomycetes; Pichiales; Pichiaceae. Bases 1 to 564 code for a protein of 187 amino acids. Gene Ontology annotation, cellular component: mitochondrial crista junction; MICOS complex. The transcript is spliced from 2 exons. Gene Ontology annotation, biological process: cristae formation.